CGAAUCCUCUCAUUCUCCACCAAACCACCCAGAGCAGAGUUUUCCAGGGACAGGAGAGAGAAGGAGCUGCCCACUGUGCUGCCCCUGGGUCAAGCUCUGAGAGGGGCGUAGGGCUGGGGACAGUGGCCAGGACUCAGGGGCUGCGGGGGCAGGUUCUGGGUGCAUCACAGAGUGCGCCCUGCUGUGCCCGCCCAAGUGCGGGGCCUGAUCUGACCAGGUGAGCCCUUCUCCGAGGAAGCUGAUGAGGGAGAACUUCUCCUGCUGGCACUGAAGAAGCAAAGUGUGGGGGUGGGGGAGCCUCGCGGAAGGGGGCUGUGGGCACCUCCAGGAUCUGAGGGAACCCCAGGAGUAGCCCGUGAGAGAAACAGGAGGCCUACAGCCAAGAGUGCAUCCUCUAGAAGACAGGGAAGAAAAAAGAAUGCACCCUCCCAACAGCCAGGGAGUGUGGGAGAGGCCCAGCCUCCAGUGCCUGGCAGCUUCAGCACCCACUUCAGCCUGGGAGCCCUGGGCAGGCCCGGCCAUGCCACCCAAACCCUCGUCUACGGCUGGGCGCUGACAUGCAGUGGUGGUGAAGUCACCAAGUUCAAGGUAAUUUGUUGCACAGCACGGAUAUUUAAUGCAGGAGGGACUGGAUAAACAUUUAGGCAGGAAAAGAAAGAAGAACAAAGGAGGGAGGGAGGAGCCACCAGGAAGGAAGGAGGGUGACUGCAGAGACCAGCCCUGGGCAGCGGUACCAGCGGUGCACGGAGCCUGGCCCGGGCCGUUGUCACUGGAAUUCAUGCCAUGCAGACUUCUACAUCAAAGGGAAACGAGGUCGGGAGGGCCGAGGGGUCCACAGCACUCCGCACCCAUGGGGCCAGGCUGGCACAACGCCCCAACGCUGCAACCCUGGGAAGAGUCACACGCACCCUCCCGGGACCCACAUGACUGUCAAGGGAGUGUGGCGGACACAUCCUUCGGGGGUGACGCCCCUGCAGAUGGCGUUUCCCCAUCUGUGCCACCCUUGCGAGGCCUGGGAAAGGCUGCAGGGCCAGGCGGCACUGGGCAAACCGAGUGCCAGGUAGUCAUUGCAACAUGCUGGGCAAAUCUGAAACCAUGGGACGGACGAGCUGCACCCCUGGGAAAGAGGACAGAGGGAGGGUUAUCAACGUCCUCCUGUGCCUCAGUUUCCAGAAACAAGCCAGACUCAGUGCCUCAGGGAGACCCCGUGUGGCCUCCGGAGAGCACAGGACCCGCCCUUUGUGCAGGUGAGGAAACCGAACCCCAGAGCAGUGCAGGACUGGCCUGGGGACCCCGGGCUCAGCCCUGGGCGCCUUCCCUCUGCCCAUCUCAGACAGGGGCAUGGCCAGCACCGCCUCGCCCCCGCACCUCCAGACUGGCCCUCCAGGGGCCCCCAGGCACAAUCCUCUCACUUUCCUCCUCAAGCCCCCGCCCUUCCCCUUCACACCAUGACCCAGGGGCUGCUAGCAGCUGGGCGGGGCUCCAAGGCUUGAAGCUGCUUCUCCAGGUCUCUUUCCAGGGGGCAGCAGAUGGCUGCUCACUCAGGGACGCCGACACCAACAGGACGGGACCCAUGCAUGGGUCUGACUUCCCUCCCAGGCUCUGCCUUCACUCAAUGGCCCUGUGGGGCAGCUGGGGCUCCCGGCCGCCCUCCCCUGCCCACAGCCAUGAGGUUUCUUCCUAGGGUUCUGUUUUCCCCACAGUCGGAAUUGAGGUGCUGGGAGGCUCCAGGAGAGGGAUGGGGUGGAGCGAGUGGCCUGGAGUCCCCCAGAGCAGACCCCAAAGAGAAGGGUCAGAAGGGCCCUGUGGGGUCUGGGCAGCUGGGCGGAGCCCACAAGCCUGAGACCCUGUGGGAAGGAAGUGCCCCCACCUCGUGGUAAGAAAGGGGCUGGUAGAGGCUCCUAUGUGGCCCCCUCUGUCCCCUCCCCACCUCUGGCCAGGCUUGGGAUGAGCCCUGAGUGGACACAGGCGCCACAAUGGGGUCUCGGGGGUGAGGGCUGAGGAGGCUGAGCCUCCAAGGACCCCAGGGUGCCUGUCCCCACUGCACACCCACCGGGGCACAGGGUAGGGAUAGUGCCAGGAGGGCCACAGCUGCAGGGUCCAUCCCAGGCCAUGGCACACAGGUAGAGGUGGGUGCCAGCCUUCGUGAAGCACCUGCGGAGGCUCCACUCAGGGAGACAACGAGGCCCUUGCCCAAAGGGAUCCUGGGUCACACGGGGCAGCAAGAAGGGGUGGAGCAAGUGGCCUGGAGCAAAGGGUUGGAGAGGCUCCGGGCGGCGUAUUCUCCCCCAAGCCCAUUCCAGGGCUGUGGGCACCCCCAAGAGGCAGCUAGUGGGACUGCAGCCAUGCAGGUCCUAGAGGGCAGGUGACAGGGGACAUGACAGAGGGGGACAAAGGGCCAGCAACAUCCCUGGGGGAGGCACAGAGAGGGCCGGACUGCCCUCUCUGGACUACGGAACCCAGAACCCAACGGCCAAUCCUCUCCCUACUCCUCACCCACAGUAAGGGGCCAGGGCUCCAUGCAAUGAGAACCCAUGGGUGAUGCCACACAGGGGAGAGGCCACGCUGGGGAGAGGCCAUGCAGGGGGGAGGUCACAUGGGGGAGGACACGCAGGGGAGAGGUCACAAGGGGGAGACGCCGCAGUGGGGAGAGGUCACAUGGGGGAGAGGCUACACAGGGGAGAGGCUGUGCGUUGGGGAGAUGGCCCCUGCGGGAAGACUCCGAGGCAGUCUGCUGCAGCUCCUUCCGGCUGAAUCUGGCUCAGGAAAUAACACCAGCCCUGUGUACAGGUAAGUGAUGCCUGGAGGGAUCAUCUCUGGGCAGCUCACCGCGGCACUGGCCAUUCUCUUCAUGGCAGAAGAGUCCACUUGGGGAAAAGGUUCCCAUCAGAGAUGGAGAUGUUCCCUUUCAGACUCCAGGCUGUGGCUGUGGGGCCGGCUCCUUACCACACGGGCUGGGGGCUGGGCACAUGGAUGCCCACUCCUGGGCCUUCCUCCUGGUGGGCCACAGCACCACACACACUGCAAACCAGGCCUCUUCUUCAUCCACCACCACCGUCCAGGCCUCAACAGUCACCAGGUGGGGUCCUGUGCCCUCUGGGGGAACUUCUGGGCUAAUGAGGGGGAACAGUCCCCAUUACCGGUCUGUCUUCAUGAGGCAGAGUAUAGGCAACAGUGGGAGUUCUGUGAGACUUGGGUCAACGUUCCAACCCCGGGGCUGCUGGCAGAACUGUCCCACUCUCGAUCCCACGGCCAGGAAGUGGGUCCAAAAUUGCCUGGCCAGGCCACACCCCUGCAUGAACUGCCCUACAACACCCAGGGCGCUGCCUGACUUGCCAUCCACCUCUCAGCCCCUCCCCUCACCCCUGCCGCAGCUGCAGGGCCUACCCUCGCCAGGGACUGCUCCCUGCUUACCUCCCUCGCCCGUGCAAUGCCUCUACUUCCCGCAGGGCCUGCUGGGAGAAGUUAUAGGUCACGAUCAUAUUUGAGCAUGAGAAGCUCACGCAGAGAACAUUCUGGCUGAGGGAGAGGUCUUGGGGUUCAAGGCUGUUUCUUGGUUCUGCUCAGCCAUGCCAGGCAGGAAAAUGGGCACCUCUGGCGACCCAGGCUGGCUGAGCGCCUGCAGGGAAGAGCCUUUGGCACGUGAGCCGCUGUGGGCUGGCAGGACUGCAGCUGGGGUCUCCAUCUACUGGUAUCUAGGCAAGGAGGAAAAGCAGGGGGGCUCGGAGGCGGCCCCUCUAAGUCUGUAACUCCUGAGCUGCUGCUCAGUCCCCAGAAUGUCACCUCCGGGCAGAGCCUGUGACAACUGUCAACUGUGAAGCUGUGGCGUGGGUUGCUACUGAAGCUCUGAAGUCAGCGAGGACACAUCAUGUUUGUUCUAGACCGUUUGGCUGCUGGAGGAAGCUGUACAUGCACACACUCGCCUCACCACCCUGCGAGUCCACAGGCCCCUCCUCAGUCACCUCCAGGUAAAGGGGGCCCUGCGUAGGGACUUGCUCUCUGGGGCGCUGAGAUGCUCUAAAAUGAACUGUGCUGCAGUGCACAGCUGCCCGAUUGUGCACCCACGACGGGGAACUGAACACUGCAUGAAUUACGUCUUGAAGUUGUUCUUUAAAAAGGCUUAGGGUCCCUGGAAGACCCUCGCCCACACCCAGGUGGAGCGUUGUUGCUCACGUGGCCGCACCUCUCAGGAUGGCCGUGGGUCUCCGUGAUGGGUGAGUCAAGAAGAUUCUUUUCUUCCUCCUUGUGGGCUCCAAAUGGGGAGGUGAGGCGCUGCCACUUGCCAGGUCAGCCUCUGAGCUUAGAAGAGGAGCAUCCAGGAGACCCCCGCUCACCAGGCACCCCCGAGCUCCCUCAAGCUCCCUUGGGAGCCUCAGACAGGGCCAACAAGGGCAGAGCUGCAUCAUGGGGGCGGGGGGCCACGGCGGCCCAGGCUGGGUGAAGAGCGGGUGUCCUGGUGUCAGAGCCCCACAGGAACCAGGGGCCCUGCAGGGGGUGGUGCGGCCGGGUGUGAAAGCAGGUGACCAGACAGGAGGGUUCCCGCGGGGGUGACAGAGCCAAAGGUGAGGAGGGCACCCAUGCGGGAAGGGGCGCAGCACCCACGCCCAGCCUCAGUUCUGCAUGAAAUGAGUAUCGGGGGUAAUGGAAGCCGGAGGUCCUUCGGGAAAGGGAGGUUCAAACACAAGGGAAACCCCAGAAUACACCCCGGGUGUCGUCACAGCUGGAGGCACCGCCUCUCCUGGAGGUCAACUCCUAACACGAGUAGGGCAGGCACAGGCAGCAGAUAAGACAGUGAGCAGCCAAUGCUGCAGCGGACCCCGGUACCCAGCUUCGGGUGGAGCGCCCCGAUGUUCCUGAGGGUGUUUCCAGGAUGAGGCUGAUUUGAAUUGGUGGACCGAGGAAAGCAGGUGGACCUCCGCAGAGGGGGCCUCAUCCAGUCUGCCUGGCCAAGGCCUUAAAAGACCGGGGUCCCCUCCCCUGAGGACCUUCCGGGGUCUCCAGCCAGCCGCCUGCCCUGCAGAACUCCCAACUGCCAGCCCCAGUCCUGUGAGCCGAAGCCUCACAAUGAACAGGGCACUCUCCCCUCCGCCACCACCACCACACACACACGCCUGCUAUGGACAGGACUGUGUCCCCUGACAAGCACAUGUUGAAGCCCUAACUCCCAGUGUGACUGGAGAUGGGGCCUCUAAGGAGGUCACUAGGGUUAAAUGAGAUCACAGGGCUGGGCCCUAGUCCAACCUUCCUGACAUCCUUGUAAGAGAGGUCAGGAUGGCCAGGCGCAGUGGCUCACGCCUGU
Molecule: messenger RNA, 5299 nt
Organism: Nomascus leucogenys (northern white-cheeked gibbon)
Lineage: Eukaryota; Metazoa; Chordata; Mammalia; Primates; Hylobatidae
Source: RefSeq, a predicted model, not a curated record